This is a messenger RNA of Ficedula albicollis (Collared flycatcher), 783 nucleotides long. RefSeq names its product ketosamine-3-kinase-like. The transcript is spliced from 5 exons. NCBI's taxonomy places the organism in Eukaryota, Metazoa, Chordata, Aves, Passeriformes, Muscicapidae. The record is from RefSeq and is a predicted model, not a curated record.
AUGGCAAGUUUGGAAGCCAUCCUGAAAACACAGGCAGUAAGAGUGCCUAAACCCAUCAAGGUUGUAGAACUGCCUGGGGAUAAUACUGUGCUGGUGAUGGAACAUUUGGAAAUUAAGAGCUUAAACAGACAUUCAACACUGCUUAGAACUCAGCUGGCUGAUCUUCACCUUCAUAACCAGCAGCUUAGAGAGAAGAUGAAGAAAGAAGGGAGCACAAUUGGUAAUAGACAAGGGCAUAUGGAACUCCAGUUUGUGGAUAGGUUUGGCUUUCAUACUGUUACCUGAUGUGGUUAUCUUCUGCAGCUAGUGCUGUUCCCUCAGGUGAACAACUGGAAGAGUGGCUGGGUGAGUUUCUUUACCAGACAAAGGAUCCAGCCCCAGAUGAACCUGAUCAAAAGGAACUCAGGAGACAGGGAAGCAAGGGAACUUUGGGCACAGCUGCAGCUGAAGAUACCCAGUUUUUUCUGUGGUAUAGAAAUGGUUCCUUCUCUCCUGCAUAGGGAUCUGUGGGGAGGAAAUGUAGCUGAGAAUGAUUCUGGUCCAAUUAUCUUUGAUCCAGCUUCUUUCUACGGCCAUUCGGAGUAUGAUCUUGCAAUAGCUGGGACGUUUGGUGGCUUCAGCAGUUCUUUUUAUUAUACUUAUCACAGUAAAAUCCCCAAAGCCGUAGGGUUUGAGAAAUGCCUGGAGCUUUAUCAGCUGUUCCACUGCAUGUACCACUGGAACCAUUUUGGUUCAGGGUACAGAGGGUCAUCUAUAAACAUGAUGAGAAACCUUGUAAAGUAA